GUCAAUUAGGUCGUCCUCCUUCUGAUGACAAAGAGUGGCACAUGAUUCCAGGUUGUGUCACUCUAAGUGAUUCUUACAAGUCAAAGUGGAUAUCAGCAUCAAACAAUCAGACCUUUAUAUCAGUCGAUGAAUCACUUGUUUCUGAUGAUUUGUUGAACAAAACUGUUGUAUUUGGACACACUGAUUGUAUAGGUUUGCUGCCUCCUUCAAUUGAUGAAAUGAAGUCAAGUCUUGUUGUUAUUAAUCCAACCACUUUACUAUCUAAAAAGUUGGACGGUGAUGAGCAAGAGUCUCUCAGUGGGCGGAGUCUGUGUAUCGAUCCAGAAUAUAAUGUUCUGUGGAGCUUUGAUGUUAGCAGUUUUGAAAUAUGCUGUUAUAAUCCUGUAGCAGCUGAAGUUAAAGGUUUGAAAUGA
This is a messenger RNA of Amphimedon queenslandica, 413 nucleotides long. RefSeq names its product E3 ubiquitin-protein ligase MYCBP2-like. The coding region runs from base 42 to 413 and encodes 123 amino acids. Gene Ontology annotation, biological process: axon guidance; regulation of synaptic assembly at neuromuscular junction. Gene Ontology annotation, molecular function: ubiquitin protein ligase activity. NCBI's taxonomy places the organism in Eukaryota, Metazoa, Porifera, Demospongiae, Haplosclerida, Niphatidae. Gene Ontology annotation, cellular component: nucleus; plasma membrane. The transcript has 3 exons. The record is from RefSeq and is a predicted model, not a curated record.